GGGGCUGGCUUGCGGAAUCUCGGCAAUACGUGCUACCUCAACUCGGUCCUGCAAUGCCUGACGUACACGGAGCCCUUCGUGGCGUACCUGCAGAGCGGCAAGCACACGUCGUCGUCAUGCCGAGCAGCUGGAUUUUGUGCACUGUGUGCUCUCCAGAACCAUGUUAGAUGUGCCCUACAGUCAACUGGGAAGAUAUUGACACCGGUGCAGUUUGUGAAGAACUUAAAAUGCAUUUCUCGUAGUUUUCGUUACUAUAGGCAGGAAGAUGCACACGAGCUAAUGGUCAACUUACUUGAGUCCAUGCACAAAUGCUGUUUACCUUCGGGUAUACCAAGUCAGUCUCCGAGUGCUUAUGAGAACAGUCUAGUUCACAGAAUAUUUGGUGGCCGCUUAAGAAGUCAGGUGAGAUGUGCAAGUUGCUCCCACUGUUCCAGCAAAUUCGAUCCUUUCCUGGAUCUCAGUCUGGAAAUUGCUAAUGCUGCUACAUUGCUGAAAGCACUUCAAAAUUUUACUGAAGAAGAGGCUUUAGAUGGCGGGGAGAAGCAGUACAAUUGCCAGAGCUGCAAGAAAAAAGUUGUGGCCAAGAAAAGAUUUACAAUUGAUAAGGCUCCUGAUGUAUUGACAAUUCAUCUGAAGCGUUUUAGUCCUUUUAACCCUGGUCAAAAGAUCAACAAAAAAGUGGAUUUUCAGUCAACUUUGAACUUGAAGCCAUUUGUCAGUAAUUCAGAAGGCAUGGAUUUCAGAUACAGUCUUUAUGGUGUGUUGGUUCAUGCUGGCUGGAAUACACAAUCAGGUCACUAUUAUUGCUUUGUUCGGACUUCUAGUGGGAUUUGGCACAAUCUUGAUGAUAACGAGGUUUGCCAAGUUCGUGAGGCAGAUGUAUUGAGGCAGAAAGCCUAUAUGUUAUUCUAUGUGCGUGACAGGGUGAGGAGCUCAGUGAUGUUCAAAAAUAAUGGUGCUACUGGUUCGUUAGUUAAGAAUGCUAUUUCUGAGAAGACCGCUAAUAUGAAUGGCACAAUUCAAAACGGUUUAAUGGAAGCAAAAUUGAAUGUUCCCUCAUUUACCAAUGGAGAUGUUAAGUCGCAGAAGCAGAACCCAGAUGAUGGUCGUCCUAGCAUUUUUGGCAGCAGCUCACAAGGCCAGUGUUCAAAAUAUUCUAGCAGUACUGGAGUUAUUGAAGCCGCAGCUGUCCAAAACAAUGGUGUCCAAAACAAUGGUAUGGUUUCAGUACAGACAGCUGCUGCUACCUUGUCCAUCAACACAACCAAGACAACUUCAGAUAGUGAAAGGGAGAUAGUUUCAUCAGCACAGCCUGAUGUUAUUGUUCCUCAUAAUUCAAGCUGUGACCUGAAGGCGUAUGAGAAGCCAUUGCAAGAACAGCAACCUGAGUCCGAUGGUGCAUUUACUGAUUCAGGUAAAGGCAGUACUGCUGCCUUGCCCAUAUGCAAUGGCAGUGAUGGGAUGUUGGAAGAAAAUCACCAGGCUUCUGAACCUCGAACAGAUCCAUGUGGUGAACAAACUCUCAAUACAAGUAAGCCAGCGGAAAGUGCAGAAAUAAAGAAAACCAAGGAUAUGAUGCUUUCUGUUUCUAAUGGAACAAUGUCCAGUAGAGAAGAUUUAACCUGCUGUAAUGAAGCUAAAGAGUCAGCAGAGUCUGGGAAGGAACCUGAUAAAAUAGCUAUGGAGGAGCUUUCUGUGGAGAACACAGGUGCUAUAACAAAUGCAGUGGAGCAGACUUCAGUCCAGACUAAUACAGUAGAGGUUGGCCAGGCUACGGUGGAGGAACUUUCUGUGAAGGACGCCGACAGUAUUGCAAAUGCACAGGAGCAGGCUUCUAUGCAGAACAAUGAUCUGGUAGCUGGGCAGGCUCACCCUGAGACACACUUCUAUUCUGAAGUUUCCGCACGGGCACUCUGCCCUGAAAUUUCCGCACAGGCGAUCUGCCCUGAAAUUUCUCCACGGGCGAUUUGCCCUGAAGUUUCUCCACGGGUGACCUGCCCUGAAGUUUCUGCACAUGCGAUCUGCCCUGAAGUUUCUGCACAGAUGAUCUGCCCUGAAUUGUCUGUACAGGCGAUCUGCCCUGAAGUUUCUUCACAGGCGGUCUGCCCUGAAGUUUCUCCACAGGCGAUCUGCCCUGAAGUGUCCGCACAGGCGGUCUGCCCUGAAGCUUCUGCUCAGGUGAUCUGCCCUGAAGACCCUGCACAAGUGUUGGACAAGGAUCCAUGCCAUGGUAAUUUACAUACAAUGAAGGAUUUGAAGUCCAAGAAGCAUAAGGAUUAUUCAACUGUGCACUUGCUUUUUGUGUCCAAGCAACCUUUACUUGCUGCACUAAAACUGCACAAGAAAAGGAAACACAAAAGAGCUAAAAGGCAGUCCAUUGACAAUGGAAUCAUCGCCGAUGAUCAGCAGACAUCAACAUCAGAAACUGUUUUUACCAAGGACAUAUCAUGUAAAUCCCAUAGAAGACGCAAACGCUCCCGCGCCGCUGCAAGUUCAGAUAAUGGUGUUGAGAUAUCCACGAAGAAACCACAUCUCGCUGAACGCCCCAGCAGUGCUGCUGACCUUCCCGUGGACAAGAAAGACGACAAGGAUGCAACACUUGCUAGUGCCGAGCUACCAGGUGCAUGCGUAAGCUCUGUUGCGGACCAGAUUGAUUCAAGAAACAGUGCACAUGCAAACGAGGGAGUCCCCCGGCAUUUCGAUCUCCUCACAAGGGGUUUGAGAGAAAUCCCUGUUCCACUGUGGGAUGACAUUGACAUGUCAGAUAGGAAGGCAACAGAGUUUCAAUAUCCGAGAAGGACCGACAGUAUUGGUUAUGUGCUAGAUGAAUGGGACGAGGGGUAUGACCGUGGGAAAAGGAAGAAGGUGAGGAAGCCACGUGAGGAGCCGAACGGACCGAACCCGUUCCAAGAGGCGGCCGAUGUCAGAGCACGGCCGAGGAAGAGACCGAGAUCCGACCAGGCCAGAUGGGGAAACCAGCCUCGCAGGAUAUGACAAAUCGGAGCAGCAGACGAUGUUGUUGUAUCUAUCACCCAGUUUUGCAGUGAUUGUUUUUCAUUUAUUCUUGUUUUGCUUCCCUUGGUGUACGUUACACUAGUUGUUUUUCCUCCAGUGUUUUCCCCCAUCCUUCGUGUGUUAUGUAAGAGCCCUGACAGAUAUUCGAAGCAUAUUGUUCGUUUUCUGAGUGAUCA
Triticum urartu is the source of this 3191-nucleotide messenger RNA. The record is from RefSeq and is a predicted model, not a curated record. Lineage: Eukaryota; Viridiplantae; Streptophyta; Magnoliopsida; Poales; Poaceae.